AUGCUGCCAAGUGCUGGUGUCUAUUACUUCCCGUGGGAGAUCAACAGCUCAGUCCCAGAGGGGGAGGCGCUGAGGACGUUUGGCAGGUUAUGCAGCUAUGACCUGGUGCGGUCCGAAGCCGUUCUCACCGCUCAGCACAGCUCAGCUCAGUACCAGGUCUGUGUGGAUACCAAGUUUGUGGAACCGUUCCAAGCCCAGCUGGGAUCUCGCUACAUGGUCCUGGGAGAGGCUGAACACAGGGAAGGUGAGGGUCCUGUGGUAAAGGCGCGAAUAUUGACCUGUGUGGAAGGUAUGAAUGUGCCCUUGCUGGAACAAGCCAUACAGGAGCAGAGGAAAUACUUCAACGAGAGGCAGAAGUGGAUGGGAAACAGCACGUCCUGA
Messenger RNA from Charadrius vociferus (killdeer), 381 nucleotides. RefSeq names its product TEN1 CST complex subunit (gene TEN1). Gene Ontology annotation, cellular component: CST complex. Gene Ontology annotation, molecular function: single-stranded DNA binding; telomerase inhibitor activity; telomeric repeat DNA binding. Gene Ontology annotation, biological process: negative regulation of telomere maintenance via telomerase. Bases 1 to 381 code for a protein of 126 amino acids. The record is from RefSeq and is a predicted model, not a curated record. The transcript has 3 exons. NCBI's taxonomy places the organism in Eukaryota, Metazoa, Chordata, Aves, Charadriiformes, Charadriidae.